ACCAGUAAACUAUAAAUAAAAUGGCGUCCUUUGGGGUUGGUAGCGAAGAGAUUAGAAGCAAAAUGACUCUAUACGUUUUUACUGGAAACGAGUAUUCUGCUUCAGUAGAUCCAGAGAGCCUACAAAUAUUGACAUAUUUGAGACUGACGUUACAAAAAGAGGAAGAAAAUGAAGAAAUUGAAAUAAAGUACACCUGCAAGCACUGGGAGUCACCGACCGGUGUUUUUCCUACUCUUGUCUCUGAUGGUCUCUACUAUACAGGAGUGGACAGCAUCAUCAAAGAACUGAAGAAACAGGGAUUGGAUUUAGAUGCUGAUUGCAGUGACGAAGAAUUAGCGGAAAUAUCUGCUUACUCAGCAUUUUUGUCAGACAGAUUGAAAAAGGCACUUUUGUACCUCCAUUGGGUUGAGGCUAAGAACUACACUGAGGUCACUAGGGGCUGGUUGUCGGGGGCAACAGUGUUCCCUUUCACUCUUUAUAUCCUCUCGAGACAGCACAGACUAGCAAAACAAGUUAUCAUGACCAGUUCAUCUGGCAACACCAGCAACAACACAAGCACUAUAGAACAAUGUGGAAUAGAGUUAUUAAGUCAAGCUGAAGAGGCCAUUUCAUUGCUGGCUGGAAGACUUGGAGAUCAGAAAUACUUUUAUGGCUCAAGUUUGAGCAGUUUUGAUGUUUUGGUUUUUGGGUAUUUGGAUCUCAUUGCCCAGUACGAGUUGCCUGGCAACAACCAGCUGGGGACCAGACUCAAGUCUCUUGUUCAGUUGACCAACUUCUGCUCAGACAUCAGAGAGAAAGCUUACCCUGAGAUUAAAUCAAGACAUGUCUCUACAUCUUCAAGUAUGUCCCCUUCCAGUCCGCUACGUAAGGACCCGACUUUCUGGAUAUUUGUGGGCGUGGCUGGAAUUCUAUUAAUAGCACAAGGAAUGAGGGUUGGACUGACAAGAAAAUUAUUAAAAUAGAAAUAAUUAUAAUGAUAAUUAAUAAUAAUAAAUAAUGAAUUAGAGUUGUGUUAAUUAA
Amphimedon queenslandica is the source of this 1020-nucleotide messenger RNA. RefSeq names its product metaxin-1-like. The transcript is spliced from 8 exons. The record is from RefSeq and is a predicted model, not a curated record. Gene Ontology annotation, cellular component: cytoplasm; SAM complex. NCBI's taxonomy places the organism in Eukaryota, Metazoa, Porifera, Demospongiae, Haplosclerida, Niphatidae. Gene Ontology annotation, biological process: mitochondrion organization. Bases 21 to 962 code for a protein of 313 amino acids.